This is a messenger RNA of Pocillopora meandrina, 636 nucleotides long. Lineage: Eukaryota; Metazoa; Cnidaria; Anthozoa; Scleractinia; Pocilloporidae. The record is from the annotation of a GenBank genome assembly.
AUGUCUCACGUAUCUCGCGGGAUAUCUUCCAUGGUGUUCUUUUUCAUGUUUUUGAUCAGCUUUGGUUUAAAACGAAACGAGAGCGGUAGGGUCAGAUUCCGAUUUGUUCGAAAGACGAGAGUGAAGAAAAUUGAGAGAGUAGAUGAAGGUGUGUUUUAUCCCAUUGUACCGGAAGCCGGGACCAGCAGCGGAGAAUUACUUGACAGAAACUCCGCCAAAGAAGUCGUGAGACACCGGAAGAAGAAAAGAGGGAGACUUAAAAGGAACAAGGUGGUGCCAGCUGAAGAAUAUGAAGUAAAUGAGGAGGACACUGACUGCGAUAUCGCGUUGGUUCUUCCAGAGGAAAUUGUAAGAACGCUGCAGUCAGACGAAGGUCCAUCACCACCCACUCUGUCAAACAAUUUUAAUGUAAUCAAUACAGAUGAAAUAACUGGAAAUCUGCUCUACAAUGAUGAGGACAUUCAAACAAGUUCAAGUCUUGUCUGCGUUACUAAUCAAGUUGCCUUGAAUUUAAAGGACAAAAAUGCUUGGGAAGAAGAGGAAAAUGAGAAAAACAAAAAAUCAACUUUGUCAAACUUAUUCGCAAGGUUCAGGGGUGGAACGAAAUCUACAAAGGUUCGCAAAUUCCGGAAAUAA